UAUGUUCAGACAAACAGUGAAAGUCUAACGUUUCAGUUCUCUUUUUUCGCCCCCUUUUUUUUGUAAAAAAUGUCUGAGCAAAAUUUUAUGUACUAAGUUCCGCGCCAAGUAGUCAAAAAUUGAGCUCGUUGCGCAAAAUCCAUCAUACGCACUAAUUGGACACGGACACGGACCUUGGACCGCGGCAAUCCAUCAUCUGUUCCAUCUGCUCAAAAGUAUUUGUUCAUCUGCCAUCGAAAUCAUGCCCCAACAUGAGACGCAACCAUAUACCUUGUCCGAAGCAACAGCCAUUAGGCUAUUCAAUAGCGUAGUGGCCAGCAGAGCCACUCCACCACCGCCACCAUCCACAUCAUUGGAAGCUGCAGCGGAAGCAGAGCCAUCUUCUGUGCAGGCAUUGGCGGAUACAGACGGCGGAGUAGAUUGCAGUGGCACUGCUGUUAUUCGACCACUGCCAUUCAUUUUGCCCUCGUUGCAGGAGAGCAUACAUUCGGCCAAUGAGUUGGGGAACUCGUGUCGUAUCUGUCGGUGGAAUCGUAGCGAUAUGGAGAUCAUCAAUUGUCCCUGCAAGUGCAAAGGCAGUGUGGGGUUUGUACAUCUGAAAUGCUUGAAACGCUGGAUUAUGCAUCGCCGGGACAAUCGUUGUGAAAUUUGCCAUGCUACCUUUGACUUGAUCGAGGAUCAUGCGAGUCUGAAGCAAAUGAUGCGCACCUUCUGUUGCAGCCGUUGUUGUGGCCUAAUUGUCAAGCAUAUGCUAUUUAGUGCCUCUCUUGUGCCAUUGGCCAACAACAUUUUGCAGCAGGUGCUGCUGUGCAUGGAUAAUCUGAACCAGGGCUGCACUGAGCAGCUAACUGUCCAGGAGGUAUUUGUGGCAUCGUGCGCUUUGCUGACAUCAAGUGCAUUAUUCUUUCAUUUCUUCGAAUUUGUGACGACGCGAUGUUUGCUGAUACGAAAUAUACUGCGGCACUGGUGGAUGUUUGGCAGUACGAGCGAUUUUGCAUUGAUCGAGAUUGAUGACGAUUCGGUUGAUUUGUUUUAAAACAAACUCGUCAUCAUCAUUGACAAAAACUUACAGCAACCAGAAAUAGAAAUUAAAUACAGAGCAAUUUGAUUGGAUAUUCAUUUUAACAGUCAUUUCAAAUCAUCCCAAAACAAAUAAAUUAUAUAGUUGUAUAGCAUA
Drosophila willistoni is the source of this 1177-nucleotide messenger RNA. RefSeq lists its product as uncharacterized. The transcript has 3 exons. NCBI's taxonomy places the organism in Eukaryota, Metazoa, Arthropoda, Insecta, Diptera, Drosophilidae. Gene Ontology annotation, molecular function: ubiquitin-protein transferase activity; zinc ion binding. The record is from RefSeq and is a predicted model, not a curated record. The coding region runs from base 242 to 1036 and encodes 264 amino acids. Gene Ontology annotation, biological process: protein ubiquitination.